This is a messenger RNA of Fusarium keratoplasticum, 2148 nucleotides long. RefSeq lists its product as uncharacterized. Bases 1 to 2148 code for a protein of 715 amino acids. The transcript has 2 exons. The record is from RefSeq and is a predicted model, not a curated record. NCBI's taxonomy places the organism in Eukaryota, Fungi, Ascomycota, Sordariomycetes, Hypocreales, Nectriaceae.
AUGGCAGAACAAGGGUCAUAUGAGCUAUUGCCCAAGACUCCAAGGCCUGCGGUGCAACCGGUCUCGCCCGAUGAUCGAGACGCGCCAAUCUCGCCACUCCUGCCGACGCACCCAGCCAAUGCGCUUGGCUCGGCAAAGGGCAAGACCAACAAAUUCCGGGUGGUUUUUUCUGUGUGGUCAUUGGAACUCGGGUCGCUUCUCCUGAGUCUGUUAUCAUUUGCUUGUUUAAUCACUCUACUAUUUGUCUACGACCGCGAGCCCAUUUCAAAAUGGACCAAGUUUCCACUGUCUUUGAACGCCGUCAUUUCGAUCCUUGGUACCAUUUCAAAAGCUGCCCUAGCGUUUGUUGUUAGCAUGUGCCUUUCACAAUGCAAGUGGAAUUGGGUUGGGAACUUUGCUGAGCCGUUGGUUGACUUUGACCGAUUUGAUGCUGCAAGCAGAGGGCCUUGGGGAAGUGGCCGACUUCUUAUAUCCAUGGUACGACGCCCCCACUGGGCUUCCCUGGGUGCGCUCGCAGCACUUAUUCUGAUUGCAUUCGAGCCUUUUCUCCAGGCUAUUCUCACCUUCAAAGACCAGACCAUCAGAGUCGACUUGAGCGAGCUGAAUGAGGCUGAGCCCACCAUUGGAAGCUGUUCUGUCUUAGAUGCAGGAAGCUGGACUGGUACAAACCAAAUCGCUCUUCUCAACGUCCCCUUCACCGGCUCGAACGGUAAAAAGCUGCUAUAUCAGGCUACCGUUGGCCGAAGGGUACGCGUCGACAUGGGAAUGACGGCUAGUCUUUGGAAUGGGUUCUCCUAUCUUGUCACGGCGGACAGUCUCUCACCAUCGUUCUCGUGCAGGACAGGAAACUGCACGUGGGCUAACUACACUUCGCUGGCCCUCUGCUCCAAGUGCCAGGAUAUUUCUCAACAUGUCAAGAAAACAACAGGCGUUAUCAAGGUACCCAAAGGGAUCAGUUCAAGCGGAUGGAUCCUCGGAAAGGGCGAAGAGCUUCCAGACAUCAGCAACACUAUCCCCGAGGCCAACAUGCGUCAGGUUGGGAAGACGCUGGACUACACAAAAUACACGGUUCCAGGAAUUAACCUGAAAAUAUCAAACUACAACGGAAAGACGAGGAGAGUAUCUGAAGAUGAGAAUUCGGCAUAUCCCGAUACCUACCUCACGACCACAGCCACGACAAACCCAGGGAAGACGUUGUUCUUCCGCGACUCUCGCACACUAGCCCUUGCUAUUCAGUAUUUUGAGGCGAAUCAAACUUGGCAAGACAACGAAACUACGUGGGAAGAUACCCCGGUUACGGCAAAGGAAUGUGGCCUCUACUUCUGCGUCAACCAGUAUGAGUCUGUGGUAGAGCAAGGAAUUUUGAAGGAAAAGGUGCUUGCUUCCUGGGCGAACAAGACCCUCGAUUCGUACACAGCCAGCGAAGGAGCACAGAAGGAGUAUAUGAAGUACAAGAACAACUCUCUGGAUUUGGCCCCUGGAUAUGUCAUUGUGCCUGAUCUACAGAUCUACAUCCCCGACAAGGAUUUUCGCGCUCGCUCAGCGAAUCUCACCCAGCAAACAUUUAACAUCUCCCAAACGACAGUUGUUUCCCUUAUUGAGAGUCUCAAGGAAGGAUUUUGCGCCCGAAGCAGGAACGGCACUGAGUGCGACUGGGAGAACCAGGUUCUCGUCUACCCGUCUCUCCCUGGCGAUGGACCACCAGGGUUCAUGUUUGCGCUAGGCGAAUCUACCGAUAUCCCGGGAACUAUUACCAACGUGGCAUCAAGUGUGACCAAGUGGAUGCGAGAUCGCAAGUCGAGAUCGCCACCAGUGAAGGGCGAAGAAACUAGAUCAAUCGUCGUCACGAGGGUUCGAUGGGCAUACUUGGCAUAUCCCACAGCGGCGCUCCUUGUGGGGUUCAUGUUUGCAAUACUGGCUAUUUGGGAAUCCAGUAACCUGAAGCGCCCUGUUUGGAAGGAUAGUGCUUUGGCCACGCUUGCGUACUCCCCUGACGGAGAGUUUAGAGAAAGGCUCAAGGAGGCGGCAGUUUCUGGGAAACUAUCCGAGGUGGCAAGAAACACGAACGUGAGUCUGGACUAUCAAAUGGGGCAUGGAAAGAUUGUAUCGAGGGGAGAAAGGAAACAAGGUGCAGAGAUUCCAUGCUGA